Molecule: messenger RNA, 1528 nt
Organism: Botrytis fragariae
Lineage: Eukaryota; Fungi; Ascomycota; Leotiomycetes; Helotiales; Sclerotiniaceae
Product: putative amidase family protein
Exons: 8
Coding region: 8-1528 (506 amino acids)
Source: RefSeq, a predicted model, not a curated record
ACAUUUAAUGAUCAUCAUUACAAGAGUCCACAUUCUUCGAAAUAGUGUAAUUGCAAACAGUUCCAUAGAAAUCUGUUUUACCUUCAUUUCUCUUUACCCACGGGUGAAAAUUCAUUCACUCACUAUGGAAAGCUUCACGGCACAAUCAGACUCGACAACUAUUCCUAAUGUACUCACCGCUACAGCUGGUGCCUUAAGGAAGCUACUCCAGGGUGGUAAAGUGAGUUCGGUCCAGCUUGUGGAUCUAUACCUGAGCCAAAUUGAGAGACACAAUCAUCGAGGCCUGAAAUUGAAUGCAAUGAUAAGCACAGCACCCAAGAAAAUUCUACUUGACAUUGCCAAAUCUCUUGAUGAUGAGCGUGCUGCUUGGCAUACCAGAGGCCCCUUCCAUGGCAUUCCUGUUACCGUGAAGGACAGCAUUUGUACUGAUGUGUCUCUGGGAAUGGAUACUGCUUGUGGUUCAUAUGCUUUGGUUGGUUCUAUUCCUCAGCAUAAUGCUCCUAUCAUGGAUCACCUUUUGAAAGCGGGUAUGAUCGUUAUAGGAAAGGCAAACUUAUCAAUAGGCGCUUUGCCGUGCCCUGAAAUGAGUGGCUGGAAAGGGUUUGGGAUAAUAACAGGAUGGUCAGCGGUAGGACAAACACAGUCACCGUAUAUUGUUGGGGGGCUCUUUAAGGGAGAAAAAUUACUCGAGCAGACUGCUCCAGCAGGAUCAUCAUCAGGAAGUGCUUCUGAAGUUGCAACCGGCUUUGCACCACUGGCAAUCGCAACCGAGACAGACGAAUCGAUCACGCAGCCUGCGAACCGUGCAUCACUAUUCGGCAUAAAGGUAAUCCGUGGGUCGUGCAUCGACCGAAGUAUCGGUGGUAUGGCAAAGUCGACACAAGACUUAGCAUACCUGGUAGAUGUCAUCCUUGGCACAAACAUCGCUCCAACUUUGAACACAAGUUGGAAAGGUCAAACUGUUGGCUUUGUGGAUAAUACACUCUGGGGGUUCUCCGAAUUCAUUUGCACCCCAGAUCCUGUGCUCAUUACCCAACAACGCGAAGCUUACAUGGAUACCAAGAAGAAGCUCAUUGAACACGGAGCGACAUUUCACGAAAAUAUUCCUCUGACUUCCGUGGAUGAGCUUCAAAUCGAUGGUGAUGAUGCUCUCGAUCAAUUAUGGAACCAUGAUUAUGCGGAAGCAUGGGAGAAGUUCUUGAAAAACUUUCCUAGAAGUUCAAUGAAAAGCAUUGCAGACAUCGUAAAAUUCAACAAGCUAAACGCAAAGGUUGCUCUGCCUGCGGCCAAGACGAAUGGAAUUUAUAAAACAAUACAUCAAUUUGGUCUUGAUGUAAUUGUUGGACCCAUGGAUGGUCGCAUACCUACCAUUGCCGCCGCAGCAGGCUAUCCAGUAGGCACUGUUCCCUUGGGCUACUCUCAGUCAAAUGAACGUCCAGUUAGACUUGCUGUUGUUGUUCUGGCUAAUAAAGAGCACAAAAUAUUGCAAUUCAUGACUGCAUGGGAUAAAUUCACGCCAUCGCGUUGA